Molecule: messenger RNA, 1071 nt
Organism: Wyeomyia smithii (pitcher-plant mosquito)
Lineage: Eukaryota; Metazoa; Arthropoda; Insecta; Diptera; Culicidae
Product: trypsin-1-like
Exons: 2
Coding region: 40-855 (271 amino acids)
Biological process (GO): proteolysis
Molecular function (GO): serine-type endopeptidase activity
Source: RefSeq, a predicted model, not a curated record
GUCGUGUCAUACAAAAUACGUUGCAGUUAUUCAAUAAAAAUGAAAUCGCUAGUGUUAUGGUUUUGUCUAGCAGCAGCAGUUGCAGCUGCUCCUGGACGUGAUUAUUUCGAACUUGCGCGUGGUGGUCGUAUUAUCGGCGGUAUUAACGCGUUACCCCAUGAGUUCCCAAGUAUAGUAUCGCUUCAACGCUUGAUCCUUACGACUUCCACGCAUGUUUGUGGUGGCACAGUUCUCAACCAGCGAUGGGCUAUGACAGCCGGUCACUGCAUUCUUCAUUCACCAGAAGGAGCACGUUUCGCCAUCUGGGCCGGUUCACACCAAAUUUUGAUUUCUGAACCGAACAGACAAGUUAUCAACGUCGAAGAAGCAAUUAUUCACCCUGAAUAUCUCGGCGGAGUUAAUCCAUCGGAUGUUGCUGUACUUCGUUUGGCGACCUAUGUCAAUUUUAACGAUUUUGUACAGCCUGCGGUGCUGCCCGCGCAGGGAGACCUGGCCACACCCGGCCCGGCGACUCUCGCAGGAUGGGGCAGCAUUUCCGGUAGCGCUAACAUUAUGCCGUCUACUCUGCAGAAAGUACAGAAACCCAUUAUCGAUUAUGACACUUGCGAGGAAGCAAACGGAGGACCAGGAAACACUCCACUGGGACCCACCAAUGUCUGCACGGGACCGCUAACGGGUGGUAUCUCUGCCUGCGCGGGAGAUUCUGGCAGCCCGCUACUAGUAAUAGAGGACGGCGUGCAGACCCAGGUUGGAAUCGUUUCCUGGGGCUGGGUUCCAUGUGGUUCUAUUGGUCGUCCUUCCGUUUAUGUUGGCGUUGCGAGCUAUCGCGAUUGGAUCGAUGAUCAAGUUAACUGAAAAGGAAGUUAAGAAUGAUGUAAUUACUUGUCAUACCUACUAGAAUAAAUCUACAAUUAGAACACGAGUGAUGCUUCCGUACGUUUCAGAUAAAACUGAUUCAAAAAUGUCCAUCGAUAAUAUAACAUUGUCCAAGCAUAAAAUUCAAUCCUAAAGAUUUGCAUGAGUUGUAAUGUCCAGUGUCCAGUGGUGGGCAUCGAUAAUCGCUAAACGCUU